Molecule: messenger RNA, 1315 nt
Organism: Uloborus diversus
Lineage: Eukaryota; Metazoa; Arthropoda; Arachnida; Araneae; Uloboridae
Product: EEIG family member 2-like
Exons: 9
Coding region: 211-1296 (361 amino acids)
Source: RefSeq, a predicted model, not a curated record
UCUGUCAUUUCUAUAGUUAAAUAUUCCAAGAAAAUAUUCUUUUUGUGAAAAUAGUUAUCAAAACUCUUCAAAUCCUUAAAAUCUCAAGAAGUUCUUCCUUCCCCCAAGGAUCCGAUCCUUCAGAAAUGUGUAGGCUUAUAACUUUCGACUCGUAAACAAUAUUUUGAAAAAAUCCAGGAUGGUUUUCCAACCAUAAAUGUGGAUUGAAAAAUGUCUUUUAUGUUAAAAAAGAAGAAAUAUAAGUUCAAGGUUGAUUUAGUUCUUCAGGAAUUGUCAGCUGUUCCAUUUGUCAAUGGUGUACUCUUUGCUAAAAUUAGACUUGUAGAUGGAGGAACGUUCACAGAACAGUCCCAGAAGCAAGAAGUAAAAAAUUACUGCGUGAAAUGGGAUACCAAAUUUCAGUUUGGUUGCAAAAUGACUGCCAAUGCAAGUACAGGUGUUUUGGAGCCCUGUAUUUGCCGCAUUUCUGUUCGAAAGGAAGUUAGAGGAGGUAGAUCAUUUGAAAAAUUGGGCUUUGCCAAUCUUAACCUUGCUGAAUUUGCCGGAGCUGGUCUCGUUUCUCGAAGAUACCUGCUGGAAGGGUAUGAUUCGAAACAUCGGCAAGAUAACUCUAUGCUGCAGAUUACAAUUGAGAUGUUUCUUUUAGCUGGAGACCCGUGCUUUAAAACUCCUACUCUUCGAACGCCAAUACCUUUGGGAGACAAGCCUCAAAUUCAAUUGCCUGCUGAUAAAAAAGGUGAAGAUUACAGUGGGGAUAGUUUAGCUAGUGGUAGCAGUGGCUUCGGCAGUCUACCACGAAAACAAAGGCCAAAUUUACUGUCAUCAGAGUUAGUUGUUGGAAGUACUGAGGAAAAACAUAAAGAAGAUGAUCAUUUACCAGAUUUUGAAAGAGGUCAUUCCCGAAAUUCUAGUUAUGCAAGUCAACACUCAAAAGCUUCUGGGUAUGGAAGUUUAGCUUCUCAUUCUAGACAAAGCAGCGCAGAAUCUGGCCAUCAUAGGAACCCCAGCUCAAGUUCUACAUUUGGUGAACUUUCUGGUAUACCCAAACCUCCAGAUAGAAAGAGACCUACUAUGAAACAAACAUCAGACGAAGGCAGAAUGGACUCCACUCGUGUCAGUGCUAAAGAAGUAAUUAAUGAAGUAAUUGAAGCAACUAAUUUAGAUCCAGAUGAAUCUGCAGAAUCACCUGGACUCAUACUAAUUAUUAAGGAUGAUGGUACUCCAGCUUUUAGUACUCAUGAACUUUCUGACUGUGGUACUGGUCGCUUUGAUAAAGUUGUUAUUGCACAUAGGUAGCACUUCAAUUAGCUGCUGG